ACUCUUCCAAUCACUUCUAUUACAUUUAAAAAUUACUUUGUUUCUACCCCCAAUAGUUUCAUUGCUUCUUAAAAUAAAACCCUGUUUUUUCUCUCUCCCGAGCUCAGAAUUCCCUUAGAAAAAAAUGAACCCCAGAAUUGAUAAACUCGUUAGAAGGACGACUAUGGUGGCUACUGUUACUGCUUCUUAUUUUCUUCUCACUGCUGAUUAUGGCCCUGAACCCAAUGUUCUUGACCCGAUUAAAAAUGCAAUACUAUCAGCAGAACAUUCUCUGAAAGAGUCGAUAUUUGGACCAAAGAAAGGUGUUCAAGAACGCGAGACUGAGAAAUUGGCCCCUAGCUCAUCGGAGAAACAUCAAAAGUCUGGUGGCUAGCUUGUUUUCUCGUCCAAGGAGGCAGAAUGUAGGACUACAGCAACUCAACAUCUGAAACUCUACUUUACUUUCUGAAUUCUUCUUUGGGUGAAUGUGAAUAUUAGAAUUGGCCUUGUUUAAGCAUAUUACUGAUGCUGUAAAUGUGAUCGAUGCUGCAGCGUGUUUAUUUUGGUAUCCAGGGAUCUUUUAUCAGUUGAAUGAAUUACACUUUUCGUCUAUAACCUGACAAGCUCACCUUCAUGUGAGCUGUUAUUCUCAUGAGUUUUAACUCUUUUAAGAAAAACUCAGUUCAAAAGAGUAUUAAUGUCGAAUCAAGGUGCAGUUUAUUUA
Molecule: messenger RNA, 703 nt
Organism: Nicotiana attenuata
Lineage: Eukaryota; Viridiplantae; Streptophyta; Magnoliopsida; Solanales; Solanaceae
Exons: 2
Coding region: 125-373 (82 amino acids)
Source: RefSeq, a predicted model, not a curated record